Papaver somniferum (opium poppy) is the source of this 1484-nucleotide messenger RNA. Its product is annotated as probable protein phosphatase 2C 14. The transcript has 6 exons. Gene Ontology annotation, molecular function: cation binding; protein serine/threonine phosphatase activity. The coding region runs from base 93 to 1286 and encodes 397 amino acids. Gene Ontology annotation, biological process: protein dephosphorylation. Lineage: Eukaryota; Viridiplantae; Streptophyta; Magnoliopsida; Ranunculales; Papaveraceae. The record is from RefSeq and is a predicted model, not a curated record.
CCUAAUCUUUCGCCUUGCAAAUCUCUUUCUCUAAGACUCCAUUUUUAUAGCCGUUGUAACUUUCUUUCUCUCUUCUCUCUUUCGGCGAAGCAAUGCCGAGUAUAGUUUCAACAAUGGACGAGAAUAAUAAUCCCUUUCAACUUUUUUGCCCUAAAAAUGAAAUCUUGUUGUCUGCAGAUACCAAGAAGAGCACCACUGAACCUAAUCUGAGUAGUGGAGGUAUAUCCUUGAAGAGAAAAAGACCACCAAAGAUACAAAUACCUUCAGUUUUGAAGGAAAUUCAGGUAGACAAGGUUAGAAUUAGGGAUUUUAACAAUGAUAAUAAGGUAGAAAAUAGGAUUGUUGAGUAUAUUGAACCAGGAGUUGGGGUUUUUUCUAUUAAAGGAAAGAAGAAGAACAUGGAAGAUUCUCAUAUGAUUGCUCUGGGUUUUAAUGGAAACCCUAAGAAGGGUUUUUUUGGGGUUUAUGAUGGGCAUGGUGGUAGAAAAGCGUCAGACUUUGUUGCAGAGAAUUUACACAAGAAUAUAAUGGAAAUGAUGGAGAAUUCAGAAGGAGAUUCAGGAAAGAAGGAAGCUAUUAAAGCUGGAUAUCUGAAAACGGAUCAAGAAUUCUUGAAACAGGGUUUAAGCAGUGGUUCUUGCUGUGUCACUUGCCUUAUUGAGGAGGAGGACAUUACUGUCUCAAACUUGGGGGACUGCAGGGCUGUUCUGUGUAGAGGUGGUGUGGCUGAAGCUCUCACGAUGGACCACACAGCUCGACGAGAAGAUGAGCGGAACAGAAUAGAAAGCAAGGGAGGAUAUGUGGAGAUUCACAGAGGUGGUUGGAGGGUUCAUGGUAUCCUUUCUGUUUCAAGAAGUAUUGGAGAUGUCCAUCUGAAGGAAUGGGUAGUGGCUGAACCUGAUACAAAAGUCUUGCCUUUGACUCCAGACAUGGAAUUCCUUGUCUUAGCCUCAGAUGGACUCUGGGAAAAGGUUGACAAUCAAGAAGCCAUUGAUAUUGUGAAACGUGUCUACUUUGUACCAAAUAAGCUAGGAUCGAAAUGUGAUUUUCUGAAACAAGAAGAAGAGGGUCAGCCUGGGCAUGAGAAUAUUAGUCCUCUUCCGAAAACAAGGAGAAUAUCGGUGGUCAAGCAACAGAUUAUUAAGACUCCAUCCCCGAAACAAGUUAAAAAUGGAGGCUGUAAGAAGAGAUGUACCACCCCUCGUGGGGGACUACUAUCUGCUUAUCCGCGAUACGCAAAAGCUGGUGCACGUAGUCUCAUGUGGAAGUCUAAUUGUCCAAGGUGAAUCUCUGGUGCUUCGUUCACUGCAUGCAAGAAAAGACCAGACCAGACCCACAGAUUAUUUUCGUCUCAUUUCUUAACAUGAAAUUGAAAAGUUAAAAAAAUGGCGGUAAAAAGAAAACAUAAGAAUGAAAAAGAAAAUCUAGAUUUAUGUAUUAGAAAAGAUGGAAUAUAAAAAGUUUAUUUCUUAGUUCUUAAUCUU